Molecule: messenger RNA, 1712 nt
Organism: Chara braunii
Lineage: Eukaryota; Viridiplantae; Streptophyta; Charophyceae; Charales; Characeae
Source: the annotation of a GenBank genome assembly
GAGGAGGAGGGGGGGGGGAGGGAGAGGGAGGGGGAGGAGGAGGAGGAGGAGAAGGAGAAGAGAUAGGGAAGGUCUCCUCUUUCCUCCAUUCCUCUUUAGUAAGGCCGAUGAUGACGACGACGAGCAUGGCAAUCACGGCUAUGGCGAAUAACAACGAAGAGGAGGAGGAGGAGGAGAAGAAGAAGAAGGAGAAGAAGAAGGAGAAGAAGGAGAAAGCGAUGGAGAAGGGUCUGUGUUUCCUUAGUAUCGGGGACUACGGCUCGGGGAAGGCAAAGCGGCAGAUACCGGUCGCACGCCGCAUGGGGAAGGUCGCCAAGAAACUCGGCGCGCAGUUCGUAAUUACCACGGGCGACAACGUUUAUCCGUAUGGCGUUGACAGCCUGGAGGAUCCAUUGUGGAGGAGAGUCUUCGAAGAUGUGUACACCGAAGAUUCACUGCAAGUUCCUUGGUACGUUGCCCUCGGUGAUCACGAUCACCGCGGCAAUGUCAGCGCCCAGAUCCUCUACUCUCUCACCUCCCCUCGAUGGCGUCUUCCCGGCCAAUUCUAUUCCAAGAGCUUCUUCCUCCCUUCUCCUCCUCCUCCUCCUCCUCCUCACGAUGAAGGUGUUAACCCUAACCACCGUAACGACGCCGACGAGUACAUCGAUAACCCGGCGCCUAAACAACCACAAGGAGACGUAGAGGAAAAUGAAGAAGACAGACAAGAAGAAGAAGAAGAAGAAGAAGAAGAAGAAGAAGAAGAAGAAGAAGAGGAAGGAGGAGGAGGAGGAGGAGGAGGAGGAGGAGGAGAUGGGAGAGAGAGCGAUGGUGAUGAAGUAGAGCAUGCGCUGCUCAAGCUUGUCGUUAUCGACAGCGUCGCAUUAGAAGGGCUGUUUGUAGAUCCUGCAGAGUUCCCGCGCGAUCGACGGUUCUCUGACGAGUACACGCCUUCUCUCGUUGAUUGGUCGGCUGGGACAAGGCAUCUGACGUGGCUAAUUAAUGAGCUGGAAAGUCACUCUGAUCGUGUUGAUUGGCUGAUGGUCGUUGGCCACCGACCUGUGUGCAGCUGCGCUAACCGAAGCCGUUACCCCGCUGAAGAAAGAGUGGCGAAGCUGCUAGGCGACGUGUUUAGGAAACACGAUGUCGACGUGUACAUGUCGGGACACGACCACGUGGCGCAACACCUGGAAGUGGAUAACAUGGUGUUUAUCGGAAAUGGAAAUGGGGGGUACAAUACCCAUCCCCUAAAUGAUGAAAGGGGAGAAACGACAAAAUUCGCGGCAACGGAUUACAAUGGCUUUGUCGUUCAUAGAGUCACAAGAGAGCGGUUCGAUUUCGACUUCGUCGGUGCCAAUGGAACGGUUUUGCACAAGGGAUCCAUAUUGGCUUCAUCCCCAUCGACAAGGAGAAGAAGAGAGAGUAGGAGUAGGAGAAGCCGGAGGAGGAGAAAGAGACGAAGAGAAAGACUGCAGCGACAAAAAAAAUAAAGCAUGACAAAGAGAAAGCUCUGCACCCCACGUCCGAAAUGGUUGGUUGGUUACCUCCCCCACUCUCUGUGCCCUAUCAUCAGAACACGCACAAUCCCCACGCUAUAACACGUCAAACGAAAGUAUUCUCUCUCUCUCUCUCUCUCUCUCUCUCUCUCUCUCUCUCUCUCUCUCGCUCGCUCGCUCGCUCGCUCUAUUGUACAGGGACUCUGUCUCUGUCUCUCUCUAUCAAUUGUGCAGGAACGA